UCACCAGCCAGAGGGCGCUCAGUUUCAGAUGUUGGAGAGGAAGAAGCACCGGGUUAAUAGUAGGUGGUUUUGAGAGGUGUCCGAGAAACAGAAGUCGUUUAUAAUCGCAAUGGAACCCAAUGAUGUUGUUUGAUUCACUUGCGGUUGACUGGCGGAGUGCACAGCUUGGCUACUUUGAAUCACGGUCGUAUAAACGAGCUGCUGAAAGCGAUGGUUAAAGUUUGAGUCGAAUCAAAGUCAGGACGAGGAGACAAAAAAUAGACGAUCUUUGAAGAGGAUUAAAAAAGCGCCUGGAAAACCUUUAUUAAUCUCUUCAUUGAUCCGAUUCUGCUCACUUCAUUCAAUUUCGGUGACCAGUUCCCUGGUGUUUUGUUGUUGCAGUUGGGAGGAAGCACAUCGGAGGAAGGUGUAAAACCACAGCCAUGUGGUUUAUUUUUUUCCAUUCUCUUCAGGUUCCCGUGUGAGGUCAUAAAGAUGGGACGCGGCGGUCCAGGGAGCAAAGCUGGCGCUGGCGGCUGACUGGCCCCUCCAGCAGCCAAUCAGGAUGCAUGUCUCCUCGAUGGGUGUCAGCAAGCUAUGCUUCCUGUUCUCCCUGGCUCUCUGUGCCCUGCUGCUCCUCCUCCCCACCCUCCAGCCCUCACAGCACCAGGGGGACCUGCCCCAGCCCCGGGCCCACAACAAGCCUGCCCGGCGCCCUGGACGUCUGGUGGUUCCUCUCCAGGCAGAUAUGGGGAACGGGACAGUGACAGUGGGGCGUAAAGGGAUUGAUGGUGUCUCUAUGGAGCAGAGCACACCCAGAGAGACCAAGAGGACUGGGGAUGGGGACUGGGUGUAUACAGCUGGUCGAGGUGACACCCAGGGCACUGGGAAGUAUACACACUCUCAGAUACGGUCGGAGGGGAACUUCCUCCACAGAGCUGGGGGUGUGGCGGGGGCUGGAGGGUCUCGGUCCAGGAACCCUCUGGAGCUGAAAGACAUUUUCAUAGCGGUGAAGACCACCAGGAAGUACCACAAGUCCAGAUUGGAUCUGUUGUUCCAGACCUGGGUGUCCAAAGCCAAAGAACAGACCUUUAUAUUCACAGAUGGGGAGGAUCAGGAGCUGAGGAGGAGAGCAGGUGCUAACGUCGUCAACACCAACUGUUCAGCAGUACACACGCGGCAGGCCCUGUGCUGUAAGAUGUCUGUGGAAUACGACAAGUUCAUCGAGUCACAGAGGAAGUGGUUCUGCCAUAUGGAUGAUGAUAACUAUGUGAUUGUACCCAGUCUGCUGAAGCUGCUGUCCUCCUACCACCACACCCAGGAUGUUUACCUGGGCCGGCCCAGCCUCGACCACCCCAUAGAGGCCGCAGAGAGGGUCAAGAGUGACGGAUCUGUGUCAGUGAGGUUCUGGUUCGCUACAGGAGGAGCAGGGUUCUGUAUCAGUCGUGGUCUGGCCCUCAAGAUGAGUCCAUGGGCUAGUCUGGGGAACUUCAUCAGCACGGCGGAGAAGAUCCGUCUCCCUGACGACUGCACCAUCGGUUACAUCAUCGAGGCGCUGCUGGAGGUGAAGCUGACACAUACACAGCUCUUCCACUCCCACCUGGAGAACCUGCAGAGGCUGCCCACAGACACCAUUCUGGAGCAGGUCACUUUGAGCUACGGGGGUUUUGAGAACAGGAGGAAUGUGAUCAGCAUUGGCGGAGCCUUCUCUCUGGUGGAGGACCCGUCACGAUUUAAGACUGUCCACUGCCUCCUCUACCCAGAGACUGACUGGUGUCCUAGUAAGGGUCACCAUUGAUGGCCACUACAGUACAGCAUAUCUACAAUACUUCCUACCAGCCUGGUUGACUGGUGUCCCCAUGUAUGCUAGCUAUGGCAAAAUAAUGACAAGGCCAAAACAGGUUCACUGGCACCCAGGCUAACCCUACAGAACCACUUCACUCAGACGCUUGUAACGCCAAGGUAGUGGGUUCGAUCCCCGGGACCACCCAUACACAAAAAUGUAUGCACGCAUGACUGUAA
Molecule: messenger RNA, 2001 nt
Organism: Coregonus clupeaformis (lake whitefish)
Lineage: Eukaryota; Metazoa; Chordata; Actinopteri; Salmoniformes; Salmonidae
Product: beta-1,3-N-acetylglucosaminyltransferase radical fringe-like
Exons: 9
Coding region: 545-1777 (410 amino acids)
Biological process (GO): regulation of Notch signaling pathway; pattern specification process
Cellular component (GO): Golgi membrane
Molecular function (GO): O-fucosylpeptide 3-beta-N-acetylglucosaminyltransferase activity
Source: RefSeq, a predicted model, not a curated record